UAAACUACUUUUGUGGGCGGAAAUAGUAAAAAGUUUGAGACCAACUGUAGUGAUAAAGAUUUAAUCUUCAAUAACAAAGUUCAACGUAAAUAAUGCGAUCAAGUUUCUAAAAUAUACCUAUUUACACAGAUCGGUUUUAUAUAUAUUACAAAGAAUGCAGUUGACUUUAAACAUAUUUUGUUGUUUACUAUCCGGAUUCGUAAACGUAGCUACUGAAAAAUCUUUUCUGAAAAUUAAGGAUAACAGAUCUUUGCCACUUGUUAUUAAUACCUGGUCGUUUACGGAAGCUAAUAGCGCUGCUUGGCAUGUACUAAAUCAAAAGCCGAAUGGUAAUGCUUUGGAUGCGCUUGUCGAAGGUUGUGCAACAUGUGAGCGUCUACAAUGUGACGGUACUGUGGGCUAUGGAGGCUCACCGGAUGAGAACGGUGAAACUACACUUGAUGCCAUGAUUAUGGAUGGUAGCAACAUGAAUAUUGGAGCUGUUGCAGGUCUACGUCAAAUUAAAGAUGCCAUAAAUGUAGCAAGACACGUAUUGGAGCACACAAAGCAUACACUGCUUGUCGGUGAUGCCGCAAGUAAUUUCGCCGAGAUGAUGGGAUUUCAGCGAGAAAGUCUAACAACCAAUAAAUCCAUAGAUAUUUUGGAAGCAUGGAGGAAUAACUAUUGUCAGCCAAACUACUGGUUAAAAGUAUAUCCAGAACCUACUGAACGCUGUGGGCCAUACAGACCAAUCUCAUUAGCUAAUAGUGAAUUACGAAAUUACCUGUCACGCUACGAAUAUCAAAUUGGUCGGUAUAAUCACGAUACAAUUGGCAUGAUUGUUGUUGGUCCAGGUGGGCAAAUUUAUGCUGGAACAUCAACAAAUGGUGCAACGCAUAAAAUACCCGGUCGUGUAGGAGACUCGCCUAUACCCGGUGCAGGUGCUUAUGCUGAUAACGAAGUGGGAGCAGCUGUAGCUACAGGCGAUGGUGAUAUAAUGAUGCGUUUUCUACCUGCUUUGGUAGCUGUGGAAGGUCUACGAGCUGGUCGAACACCAACGGAAGCAGCAGAAGUAUCGAUGCAACGUAUAGUACGGCACUAUCGCGAUUUUAGUGGAGCAUUGGUUGUUGUGGAUCGUUUUGGCAAUUAUGGUGCUGCUUGUGUGGGCAUGGAAAAAUUUCCAUAUUCAGUUGUGAAUGGUGAUGCAACGCAAAAGACAAGGGUAGAAUACACAUAUUGUAAAAGAGCGAUGUAUUUGUAAUGCAGAUUUUAUGCUGACGCUAAUAAAAUUUUUUGGUAAUACUAAAAA
Ceratitis capitata (Mediterranean fruit fly) is the source of this 1288-nucleotide messenger RNA. RefSeq names its product putative N(4)-(beta-N-acetylglucosaminyl)-L-asparaginase GD10667. NCBI's taxonomy places the organism in Eukaryota, Metazoa, Arthropoda, Insecta, Diptera, Tephritidae. The transcript has a single exon. Gene Ontology annotation, cellular component: lysosome. Gene Ontology annotation, molecular function: N4-(beta-N-acetylglucosaminyl)-L-asparaginase activity. Gene Ontology annotation, biological process: protein deglycosylation. The record is from RefSeq and is a predicted model, not a curated record. Bases 155 to 1240 code for a protein of 361 amino acids.